Scheffersomyces amazonensis is the source of this 1390-nucleotide messenger RNA. It is a transcript of the gene TAZ1, whose product is annotated as lysophosphatidylcholine acyltransferase. The coding region runs from base 55 to 1290 and encodes 411 amino acids. The record is from RefSeq and is a predicted model, not a curated record. Gene Ontology annotation, biological process: cardiolipin acyl-chain remodeling; inner mitochondrial membrane organization. The transcript has a single exon. Gene Ontology annotation, cellular component: mitochondrial membrane. Gene Ontology annotation, molecular function: 1-acylglycerophosphocholine O-acyltransferase activity. NCBI's taxonomy places the organism in Eukaryota, Fungi, Ascomycota, Pichiomycetes, Serinales, Debaryomycetaceae.
GUAAGAAGCGUUGUGCUGUUUCUUUAUAAGGGCAGGAGAUAGGUUAAACUAAAGAUGUCGUUUCAAGAUGUGUUGAAAAGAGGUGACGACUUUCUUUCCGAAUAUCCUAGACGGUCAGCAUUUUGGAAUUAUGCUUCUCAUGCUACUUGCUUAGCUAUGAUCUUGCAGUCGAAGCUACUUUUAAAUGUAUUGUAUAAACCAAGAUUGCAUAAUAUAGAAAAAUUAGAUGUUGCCUUAACUAAGGCAAGGGAAGAGAAAAGAUCAUUAUUAACUGUGAUGAAUCAUAUGUCUGUAGUAGAUGAUCCAACAUUCUUUGCAGCCUUACCAAUGAGAUUUCAUUUACAUGUUGAUGAUAUUAGAUGGGGAUUUGGAGCUCAUAAUGUAUGUUUCUCAAAUUUAGCUCAAUCAUGGUUCUUCAAUUUAGGAAAGAUUUUAGGUACUAAAAGAUUUGGUGAAGGUCCUUUUCAAGGUUCAUUAGAUGCAGCCAUUAGAAUUUUAAGCCCCGAUGAUACUUUGGAUCUUGAAUUUACUCCGGGAGUUAAAGAUAUUGAAAAGCCAAACUUAUUACAAGAGAUUAAUAAUUUAGGUCCUAAACCAAAAAAUUCUCAAGAGUUGGUUAAAUUUAUAAAACCAUCACCUGAAUCUACAAAUGUAUUAAUGUCUAAAUCUCCAUUUAUACGAUCGAAAACUUCAUGGUUUCACAUUUUCCCUGAAGGAUUUGUUUUACAACUUGAAGAGCCUCAUCAUAAUUCAAUGAGAUAUUUCAAAUGGGGUGUAUCCCGUCUUAUUUUGGAAAGUACUAGAGCACCAGUUGUAGUUCCUGUAUUUGCAUUUGGAUUUGAAAAAAUUGCUCCUGAAACCACCGAAGAUAGAGGAUUUAGAAGAUGGUUACCAGAUAAUUUAGGAGCAGAAGUUCAUAUCAGUAUUGGAGAACAAUUUCCAGAUUUUAAAAUAGAAGAAUAUAGAGAAAAAUGGAGAAAAUUGGUAAAGAAAUAUAUAGAUCCAAAAAAUCCUACUGAUCUCACCGAAGAAUUAAAAACAGGUAAAAAAGCUCAAAAAAUUAGAUCAGAUUUAGCAGCUGAAUUAAGAGAAGCAGUAUUAUCUAUAAGAGAAUCACUUGGAGUAUUUAAACCAGAAGAUCCAAGAUUUAAAGAUCCAAAAUUUUGGAAAAUAUUUACAUCAACUGAAGGAAUGAGUGAUCCAGAUGUUAAAUUUUCUGGUUUAAAUUGGGCUAUUAGAAGAUUACAACUGCAUUUACCUGAUUUUUCUCCAACAAAGCCUAAGGACUAAUAAUGGUAUCACAUUAAUGACAGACAAUUUUAAAAUGUAUAUAGUAAGAAGUAAUAUAUUGUUCAUGUAAUUUAAUAAUUUAAUAAUUUAAUAAUUUAAU